This is a messenger RNA of Loxodonta africana (African savanna elephant), 11082 nucleotides long. It is a transcript of the gene ITCH, whose product is annotated as itchy E3 ubiquitin protein ligase. The transcript has 27 exons. Lineage: Eukaryota; Metazoa; Chordata; Mammalia; Proboscidea; Elephantidae. Gene Ontology annotation, molecular function: protein binding; ubiquitin protein ligase activity. Gene Ontology annotation, cellular component: cytoplasm. Gene Ontology annotation, biological process: protein K63-linked ubiquitination; proteasome-mediated ubiquitin-dependent protein catabolic process; protein K29-linked ubiquitination. Bases 219 to 2807 code for a protein of 862 amino acids. The record is from RefSeq and is a predicted model, not a curated record.
CUCCCUAGCGGAGGCGCCUGCGCGUUGGCCGCCAACUUGCUCUGGUCGCUGUGGUCGGGGCUCGGGACCGGCUGCCAUCUUAGUCGAGGAACUGAGGAGUCGCCGCCGCCCCGAGUCCCGGUAACAUGCAUGUAACAGUGGCCUUCUGGAGACAACGCCUUAACCCAAAGAAGUGACUCCAACAGUGGGAACUUCAGGUUUGACGUCCUAUUGGUGGUAUGUCUGACAGUGGAUCACAACUUGGUUCAAUGGGUAGCCUGACCAUGAAAUCACAACUUCAAAUCACUGUCAUCUCCGCAAAACUCAAAGAAAAUAAAAAGAAUUGGUUCGGACCAAGUCCUUACGUGGAAGUCACAGUAGAUGGACAGUCAAAGAAGACAGAAAAAUGCAACAAUACGAACAGUCCCAAAUGGAAGCAACCCCUUACAGUUAUCGUCACCCCUGUGAGUAAAUUACAUUUUCGUGUGUGGAGCCACCAGACUCUGAAAUCUGAUGUUUUGUUGGGAACUGCUGCAUUAGAUAUUUAUGAAACAUUAAAGUCAAACAAUAUGAAACUUGAAGAAGUGGUUGUGACUUUGCAGCUUGUAGGUGACAAAGAGCCCACAGAGACAAUAGGAGACUUGUCAGUGUGUCUUGAUGGGCUGCAGUUAGAGUCUGAAGUUGUUACUAAUGGUGAAACUACGUGCUCAGAAAGUACUUCACAGAACGAUGACGGCUCCAGGCCCAAGGAUGAAACAAGAGUGAACACAAAUGGAUCCGAUGAACCUGAGGAUGCAGGGUCUGGUGAAAAUAGGAGGGUCAAUGGGAAUAAUUCUCCAUCACUCUCAAAUGGCGGUUUUAAACCUUCUAGGCCUCCAAGACCUUCACGACCGCCUCCACCUACCCCACGUAGACCAGCAUCUGUCAAUGGUUCGCCAUCUGCCACCUCAGAAAGUGACGGAUCUAGCACAGGCUCUCUGCCACCAACGAAUACAAAUACAAGUACAUCUGAAGGGGCUACAUCUGGACUAAUAAUUCCUCUUACUAUAUCCGGAGGCGCAGGCCCUAGGCCCUUAAAUUCUGUCGCUCAAGCUCCUCUACCACCCGGCUGGGAGCAGAGAGUGGACCAGCAUGGGCGAGUCUACUAUGUAGAUCAUGUUGAAAAAAGAACAACGUGGGAUAGACCAGAACCUCUACCUCCGGGUUGGGAACGGCGGGUUGACAACAUGGGACGUAUUUAUUAUGUUGACCAUUUCACAAGAACAACAACGUGGCAGAGGCCAACGUUGGAAUCCGUCCGUAACUAUGAACAGUGGCAGCUACAACGAAGUCAACUUCAAGGAGCAAUGCAGCAGUUUAACCAGAGAUUCAUUUACGGGAAUCAAGAUUUGUUUGCUUCAUCACAAAGUAAAGAAUUUGAUCCCCUUGGUCCGUUGCCACCUGGAUGGGAGAAGAGAACGGACAGCAAUGGCAGAGUAUAUUUUGUCAACCACAACACUCGUAUUACACAGUGGGAAGACCCCAGAAGUCAAGGUCAGUUAAAUGAAAAACCCUUACCAGAAGGCUGGGAAAUGAGAUUCACUGUGGAUGGAAUUUCAUAUUUUGUGGACCACAAUAGAAGAACAACCACCUAUAUAGAUCCCCGCACAGGAAAAUCUGCCCUAGACAAUGGACCCCAGAUAGCCUAUGUUCGGGACUUCAAGGCAAAGGUUCAGUAUUUCCGGUUCUGGUGUCAGCAACUGGCCAUGCCUCAGCACAUAAAGAUUACAGUGACAAGAAAAACGUUGUUUGAGGAUUCCUUUCAGCAGAUAAUGAGCUUCAGUCCCCAAGACCUGCGAAGACGUUUGUGGGUGAUUUUUCCAGGAGAAGAAGGUUUAGAUUAUGGAGGUGUAGCAAGAGAAUGGUUCUUUCUUUUGUCACAUGAGGUCUUGAACCCAAUGUAUUGCCUGUUUGAAUAUGCAGGGAAGGAUAACUACUGCUUACAGAUAAACCCUGCCUCUUACAUCAAUCCAGAUCACCUGAAAUAUUUUCGUUUUAUUGGCAGGUUUAUUGCCAUGGCUCUGUUCCAUGGGAAAUUCAUAGACACGGGUUUUUCUUUGCCAUUCUACAAGCGUAUCUUGAACAAGCCAGUUGGACUCAAGGAUUUAGAAUCUAUUGAUCCAGAAUUUUACAAUUCUCUCAUCUGGGUUAAAGAAAACAAUAUUGAAGAAUGCGGUUUGGAAAUGUACUUCUCAGUUGAUAAGGAAAUUCUAGGUGAAAUUAAGAGUCAUGAUUUGAAACCCAAUGGCGGCAAUAUUCUUGUAACAGAAGAAAAUAAAGAGGAAUACAUCAGAAUGGUAGCUGAGUGGAGGUUGUCUCGAGGUGUUGAAGAACAGACACAAGCUUUCUUCGAGGGCUUUAAUGAAAUACUUCCCCAGCAGUAUUUGCAGUACUUUGAUGCAAAGGAAUUAGAGGUCCUUUUAUGUGGAAUGCAAGAGAUUGAUUUAAAUGACUGGCAAAGACAUGCCAUCUACCGUCAUUACACCAGGACAAGCAAGCAAAUCAUGUGGUUUUGGCAGUUUGUUAAAGAAAUUGAUAAUGAGAAGAGAAUGAGACUUCUGCAGUUUGUAACUGGAACCUGCCGAUUGCCAGUUGGAGGAUUUGCUGACCUCAUGGGGAGCAAUGGACCACAGAAGUUUUGCAUUGAAAAAGUUGGGAAAGAAAAUUGGUUACCUAGAAGUCAUACCUGUUUUAACCGCCUGGACCUGCCACCCUAUAAGAGUUACGAGCAACUGAAGGAAAAGCUGCUGUUUGCCAUUGAAGAAACAGAAGGAUUUGGACAAGAAUAGCUUCUGAGGAUUUGCACCAUCAGAGGACAAGAACACAUUUAUAAUGUUUGUCCUUUUCUCUCUCUGCCUGUUGCACAUCUUGUUGUAAAUUGGACUGUGACUGUUUAGAGAGUUAUCUUUGUGUAAGUAAAUUAAUGUUAUCAUUGAGAUUUAUCUCCCAGUGAUUCUGGAUAGAAUUCUACUCAGCAUUUCCAGAAAUCAGAUCUGCAAACGACUAGUCAAAACCUUACGUAACUUCAGAUUUAACACAGCAAUGAAAUCUGCCUUGUUUUAUUCCACUAGAUUUUUUCCUUACCAACAAUUUUAUAUAUGUGUGUUAAGUCUCACUUUGGGAGUAGGUUUUUUAAAGAUUCUGCAGGUAUGUGGGCAAGUCCCUUGGUAACUGUAAUAUGCAAGAUCUUCAUAUUAAGCCUCUUGGUAAGAGGCAUUUGUUAAAAGUACAAGCUUAACCCAGCUCUUGGGGACCAUGAGCAGACGUCUGGCUUUUGCUGUCCCUCUCACUUCAGCCUGGCCUGACUGUUGUUUUCCUUUCUGGAGCAUGAAUCCAGGCAUCAUUUUGAUGUUAUACUUGGAAGCGAUGCAGGACUUUUACAUCUGUCUACAAAAUAGCUUUGUCAAUCUGAAUUCAGGGAGAAGUCCGUCUCAGCCUGCAAUUGACUUCAUACCUCUCUUCAUUUGGAAAAUUUGAUUAUUUAAUUGCCUUGUGAAUACUAAACUUUACAAACAAUAUUAACACUGUGGUUCCUUCACUGUUGUUUAUAAAAGUUAACCUAGAAUUGGAAUUAAUUUAGCUGAAUUUGUCUAAAGCCAUCAGUGAAGAUUUUUGUAUGGGAAGAGUUUGCAUCUUUAUGGUUUUAUCAUAAUCCACCAACUUCAGUUAUAUUUAGUUAUUACCAAGCAGCUAAAGGUGUAACCAGAGUGCUUUCUAGUCCAAAUAGAAGUCAAUGAAACAUCCUCUGAAAUUACGUUUUAAUUUGGGAGAGCUGUGGUACUAACUAAAAAAGGAAGCAUCACCAUCUAGUAACCACAGAAAUGUAUUCUCUGUGGAUUAAGUCUUCAGAUUUAUCAUUUCUCUGACACAUAGCUGAAGUAGUUAUUUCCGUUCUUUACAUUAUCCUGAAUUGGAUUAACAUCCCUCACCUGUGAUAUUCUUUUCACCCUUGAAAAUUUAGGUUUUCCUUUUUCCCCCCCAUUAACUGUUUAGACUGCUCCUUUAGUAGUGAAUUAAUGCACUUUGAACUUUUCUGUACUUCAUUUCUUUUAACUUGGCCUAACUUAGACUCUGUUGAGAUGGCUGCUGUCACAGAUUUUACUUUAUGGACAGUGGGAUGAAGCCUAAGCCACCUGAGUUUAGCUGUCACAGCUGAACUCUGGGGACAGCCUCAUAACUCAUGAAACAGGGACUUUGACAGGUUUUAGUAGCGUAGCACAAACAAGUAGCAUUGAGUCAAGAGUAAGCAUAGACUAACAAACCCCUAUCCCAUAUGGAAAGUAAUGUCUUUUUGUCCCCAUUUAAAUCUUGAAACAACAACGAAAACUUUUUUUUAUCUUGUGUAUCUGUACUCUAAGACACUGCCAUCAUAAAGCAGAGACUAAGGUGAGUAAAAGGGGGUUGCCUCAUCCAGAGAUUGUUAGUAUAAAGGGGGAGAUUAGGCUCAGCCCAACUCUUAUUUUAUUUUUUAGUCCAUAUACCCCUGGAAAUGUAGUAUGGUCUCCAGAAGCCCUAGUUGUUUUCAAAGUAGGGACUCUCUGCCUUUUUAUUGGUUGGGAGAAAAAAAAAUGCUAUUGCUUUGUCUUACAGAGCGAAUGUCUGCCAACUACCCAUUCAUUAUACAAGUCUAAACUUCGGCAAUACAUGGCUAUGGAGAUUAAGCCUUCUAUAAAGACUUACUCUUGAAGUGAAUUCUCAUAUUGAAAUGUAGUUACCUACAAUAUUUACAAGAGAUUUAUGAGAUUAAAUUAAGAGAUAAUGUAAGAAAGUAGCUUUUUUUGUUGUUCUACAUAAUGCUUCAUGAUUCAUUUAGAGACCUAGAAAUAUUGUGUGAAAUGUAUAAAUACCACCUAAAAGGCUUUCUGCCCUAUAUUUUUAAAAUACAGAAUAGUUAUAUUUGAAGUAGCCCUGGCCCUAGUUCUAUAGGGCUUGGCUAUUUAAUAUUUUUAUGGAAGAAACAUUUAGUUCUGGAAAAGGUAAAUGCUUGUAUAUAUUUUUGCAGCCUGGGAUCUCCCUUACUCCAUUUCUUCCUUUAAUUUAAAUGGCCACAUGUAUAUGUCUUCCCUGCUGUGUUAGGAAAAUGGGGGCUGGAUAUCCCAAGAAUCAGAGGUUAUAGAAAAAUAUUGCAGUUAGUCAGCAGACAUAAAUAUCUACCAAAUGCUAUCUUAAAUUUUGAUCCAAACUGAACAGUUGGAAAUAGAUUUAUUGUAAGUGUUAAAUUAGAGCAAUUUCUUAAAUCUAAACUAAAUUGCUUUUUAGAGUCCUUUUUCUUGUAAGCAUUGUAAAUGCUAAUAAACCCUUGUUAAUUUUUUUCUCUUUUUUUUACUGCAUGUUACAUUGAAAUAAAAACAAAGUAAAGUGACAGUUGCCUUAUUCUUCUAUUUGGGGGGUUGGAAAAGGCAGCAUUCCAUAGCCUGGAUCAGGUGGAAAGGACCUUCACUUGUUUUCAUCAAACGGAGUUGGUAAAACUGAUCCAGCCACCCAUAGUAAUGAUUUCCUGCUGCAGAAGAAUCCCAUUUCAUAAGACUUACAAUAACUCUAUUUAAAAUUCAGAUACUAAUUUUUCAUUAAGAGGUUGAUAUACCAAUGGCAGUUCAUCAGAAAUUUUAGUAGAACAUAACUCAAAUACCCACAAAGGUCUCAUCCUAAACAAACUAUGUCAGUCAAGCCCACUUUGCGGCUUUUUCUUAUCUGGUUAGUAACUUGAAAUGUUAUCAGGGGUGACUCACGGGUAUCUGAGUGAAUCAUAGAAAUUAGACUUCUCUGUGUUUGUAUCCCUCCUUGUUGGAUAUAACUCCAUCCAUCUAAACACCUUUGGGGUUAAUUACUUCUACCUAGUAAUUGUUGGUAUCUCCAGCCCCCCUCCUUUUUGUUUUUCUUUUAGAGUUAUUUGCAAAAUUGUAUAUAUGCUUUCAUUAACUAAAUGGCAGCACUGGAUUGUAUAAUACUGUACUGGAGCUCCUUUGUUUCCUUGGACUGUAAUUUCAAGUACUCAGGUAACUCUACAACCAUUACAGGAGUCACGUGCUUUUAUAAAGGUCCUUACGGGGCCUGCCUCGCUUGAGUUUUUCUUAAAAGGUGUAAGAAUAUGUUAUGUUUAUAAUUAAACAUUUUUCGUCCUUCAUUUGCACACUUUUCUGUUAGUCUUGGGUAAAAAAGUGUUCCCUACCUACAGGGAAACUACCUAUGUGAGCAGGUCCUAUAGUUUCCUGUCUUUCUGCUUUUGUAAGUGGGCAGGUUAUAGCCUGUCUGUAUUGUGAGUAGAUAGGAAAAAAAAACUAGAAAGACCCACUCUGGUGAGAUUAGAUUUGGCUCCUAUGUUGGAGAAAAUAAAGAUGGAACAUAUCUGGGACAGUGCCAAACACAGGGACUUCACCUGAAUUAUUUUCCUGAGACAGUGAAAGGUGCUCUACAGACCCCAAUCAUGGCUGCUGAGUAGAGAACCCCUAGUAGCUACCAAGGCCAACUCUUCUCAACAACCUGGCCUGCUCACAGGCUUCAGUAGGCCUUUUUCUGUCAGGAAAUGAGAUGAUCAUGCUCUCAUUUAAAAUGGUACCAGUGGAGAGAGGCUAAGGGAAUUGAAAUUUUUUAAUAUGCUAAUCUGACAGUGCUUGGAGGACAGAAAUUGCAGGCUCCUCCCAGUCCUGAAGAGGAGAGCAUAUUCUAUUUAAUCUGCCCCAUAUAAGCUAGAACAUGCUAGUUCAGUGGGGGAAGACACGUCCCCUCAUAGUGAGGAAGCCUUUCAUCGGGAAAUAGAUAGCUGUUCUUAACUGACAUUGGUUGGCUCUCCAGCCCCAGACCCCAUACAAGCAUCAAACUGGGACUCGGCUGUCGCUGCCUCAAUGUUCUCUGAACUUUGAAGAAGAGUGUUUUACAUUGUGUAAUGCCAGAACAGGAACUGCUGUUACUCCCGGCCCAUCUCAUUUGUCAGUUCUGUAGCAUUAUAGCAAGAGCUGCUUUGUGGCCAGGACACUUGGGUGGGGGAAGGUGGUGUCUAGGGGAAUCUUACUGGUUGACAAAGAGAAGAGAGUUUUCCUGCUCAGCAAAGAGUGACUGUGGCUGUGGGCAAGGGAUUUCCUCAAAGCUCUGCACAGGGAAGGAGCUUGAGAACUUGCCAUCAGACCUGCUCUUGAUAUUUAUCUUCCCCAUCCUAGUGAGCAAUGCCACUCCUGUAGUCACUUAGUCCCAGAACAACUGCCAACAUUUAUUACUAUGUGCCAGACACUGCUAGAUAUGCUACAUGUGUUGUCAUUUUAUCAUCUCAUCCACUUUCGGUAAGGGAUGACUGUCUCUGUUUUACAGAUGAGAAAAUACAGGCUGAAAGUAAAUAACUUGCUGAAGUUUCCAUAGCUAUUCGGUGACAAGGGUACAAGUUGGAAUCCAAGACUAUGAGACUCCAAAGCCUGUGUGCUUAACUCUUCUGCUAUAUUGCUGUUCACAAAUCACAACCCUAGGAGUCUUCGCAACCAACUCAGCCUUCCCAUCUAAUUAGUUUCCAAAUCCUGUCAAACCUACCUCCAAAACUUAUUGAAUCUCUUCCUUCAGAGGUGCCCCCACUGCUGCAGCCCACAUCCCUCAUCCCUAACUCAGUGACCGUGGCAGCCCUCUGUCCUUGUUGUGUCCAUUCUCCCCCCCCCCAGUCUGUCCUCUGUGCUGCCUCAGAAUGAACUGUGGAAGACCUUAGUCUCAAUGCCUCCCCCUGCUUAAAAUCUUAGCGGUUCCUCCAUUACCACAGAAUAAACUCCUAAGCCUGCCACUCAAGACCCUAUAUGAGACUGGAAAACUAUAUCCAGCUCCUUACUCACCCUCAUUCUGACUCCAGAACUGUUGGCAUUCUGUCUGGGGUUGUAAUCUUGUUGAAUCCUUGCACUUCUCUCAUCUGGUUCUCCAUAUAUAAGAUGAUAGUUAUGAGCCUUCAUGUGCCUGUCUUCCAGGAUGUUUUGGGGUCGAAUCGCUGCUUCUGCCCCUUGCUAAAUGCUUCCCUAAUGUUCCCAGCAUUCAAUAAUCAUUGUUUUGGAUCCUUUUUUUUUUUUUUUUCAAUUUCUUAUUUUGAAAUAAUUUAAGAUUUGCAGAGUUGUUGCAAAGAUAGUACAGAGAGCUCCUGCACACCCCUCACCUGGCUUCUCCCAGUGUUAACAUCCCACAUAACCAUGGAACAGUUAUCAAAACUAAUACAUUAACAUUGGUAAAAUAACAGUGACUAAAAACUACUGGCCUUAUUCACAUUUCACUAGUUUUUCCACCAAUGUUCUUUUUCCUUUUCCAGGAUCAGAUCCAGCAUCCCACACUACAUUUAGUUGUCACAUCUCUUAAAAAAAAAACUUGCUGUCAAGUUUAUUCCAAUUCAUAGUGACCCUACAGGGCAGGGUAAAACUGCCCCAUAGGAGGCUGUAAUCUUUACAGAAGCAGAGUAUCACGUCUUUCUUCUAUGGAGCAGCUAGUGGGUUUGAACUACCAACCUUUUGGUUAGCAGCUGAGCACUUAGCCACUGCGCCACCAGGGCUGCUUACCACAUCUUAGUCCCCCAACGUGUGACAGGUCAUCAUUUGUUCUGUCUUUGACAACACUGACAUUCUUUUGUGCAAUAUUUUUUUUUAAAGUAUUGUGCUGUAAGUGAAAGUUUACAAGUCAGUUUUUCACAUAUAAACUUAUAUACGUCUUACUACAUACUCCCACUUACUCUCCCCCUAAUUAGUCAGCCCGCUCCCUCCUUCCAGUCUCCUUUCGUGACUGUUUUGCCAGUUUCUCACCCCCUCUACCCUCCCAUCUCCCCUCCAGACAGGAGAUGCCAACAUAGUCUCAAGUGUCAACCUGAUUCAGGUAGCUCACUCCUCAUCAGCAUCUCUCUCCAACCCAUUGUCCAGUCCAAUCCAUGUCUGCUGAGUUGGCUUUGGGAAUGGUUCCUGUCCUGGGCCAAUAGAAGGUUUGGGGCCCAUGACCACCAGGAUUCUUCUAGUCUUAGACCACUGAGUCUGGUCUUUUUAUGAGAAUUUGGGGUCUGCAUCCCACUGCUCUCUUGCUCCCUCAGGGGUUCUCUGUUGUGUUCCCCGUCAGGGCAGUCAUCGGUUGUGGCUGGGCACCAUCUAGUUCUUCUGGUCUCAGGAUGAUGUAGUCUCUAGUUCAUGUAGCCCUUUCUGUCUUUUGGGCUCAUAAUUACCUUAUGACCUUGGUGUUCUUCAUUCUCCUUUGAUCCAGGUGGGUUGAGACUCAUUGAUGCAUCUCUUAGAUGGCCGCUUGUUAGUGUUUAAGACCCCAGAUGCCACACUUCAAAGUGGGAUGUGGAACGUUUUCCUAAUAGAUUUUGCCAAUUGACUUAGAUGUCCCCUGAAACCGUAGUCCCCAAACCCCCACACUUGCUCCGCUGACCUUUGAAGCAUUCAGUUUAUUCAGGAGACUUCUUUGCUUUUUGGUCCAGUCCAGUUGUGCUGACCUCCCCUGUAUUGAAUGUUGUCUUUCCCUUCACCUAAAGUAGUGACCUUGACAUUUUUAAAGAUUACUGGUCAGGUCCUCAGUUUGAGUUUGAUCUUUUUCCAUGGUUAAGGCCAUGAAUUUUUGUGAAAAGUAACAGAGGUGACAUACCCUUCUAAGCAAAUCAUAUAUCAGGGGCACAUGAUUCUGAUAUGUCCAGCUACCAGUGAUGAUCCACUGGUUAAGAUGGUAUCUUAACAGGUUUCAUCACUGUAAAGUCACUAUCCAAUCUUCUUAAUAUGCAGACACCCCUGGAAGGAAGAGCACGAAGUCCUCAUGUGGAGAGGCUGUAGUGGAAUGAAAAUUUGGAAUUAGAUAAGGUGUUGAAUUCAGCAGGUUCCAGUGCUUCAAAGAAACGUAUACAAGUGGGGAUGUUGAUUCUCACUGUGCUGUAGCUACUGGAGAUAAUGCACAGUACUUUACUAAAUGACAGUAUUUUAGUUAUUUCCUGCUAGAGGAGCCAGAAGUUUCUGUGGCCUGCGAGAGUGAAAGGUUAAAGAGGGAAAACGAGCCACCAUAGGGCUCUGGGAGGAAGGAUCCCCGUUUAAAGCUGAGAAAAUGAGACAGCACAGAGACGUGAAGAGGCUUCUCCACGGUAAAAACAAGGGUGCGGCUGAGCUCAGAGUCCAAAGCCUGUGGACUCCCAGGCUAGUCCUAACCACUUUGUCUCAGAUCCUACACGGAAAAUUCCCGAGGGGAUCGCUCAGGGCCCCCAGAGACGCCUGACUCUGGCCCUAAUCCCAGGCUGUGUCUUAGGCGCAUUUUGGCUUCGCGACUCAAUAUAUUUGCAAAAAUCUCAGCAUCCGCCUCACCUGGCCCACCACCCUCCACCCUAGAGGUUCCUGAGCCAGCUGGGACCUCAGUCGAGAGUUUAAAAGCCUCUUCCGCGAACCUGCAUCAUUUCGGCAAUGCCGGAGCUGGGAAUUUUCCACUGCUAAAGCUCUCCUUUGUUUUUCGCUUUCGGACAGCGUAAGGCAAAUUCUCCACGAGCCCUGGGAGAGCCUGCUAAGGUCCGCCCACCUGCCCACCCGCCCCGCGCUGGCUCUGAUAGGCUGUCGGAGCAGUCUGUUUUCACUGGAAGCUAUGCGCAGGCGCGGGAAGGCACCGGGACUGGGCUGAGGGCGGGGGACGCGGAGCUACCCGAUCGGUCCGAGAUGGCAGAGGUGGAAGAAACCCUGAAGAGACUUCAGAGCCAGAAGGGCGUACAAGGAAUCAUUGUGGUGAACACAGAAGAUAAAGACUAUUUCCUGAUUGUGAUUCAGAAUCCAACUGAAUAAGCCCCUCCCUUGGCUCCCUGUGUUAUUCCAAAGUUUAAUGCCCCCAAGAAGAACAUUAGUCACGCCAGCCCACGUGGGAAUCACCUAAGAGCCCACUUGCACCAAUCUGGUGACCAAGGGUGGGCUGGCCACUCCACCUCCCUCCAAAGGAAUGCUCCAACCUCUCCCAAGUUCCUCCAGGAGGACCCACUCUGAUGGCUUCUGGAAUUUGGAGCAAGAGCUUGUGAGAAGCCACACCCACCUUCCUCCUGACCUUCAGUUCACUUGUCACCCUUGGAAAAGGCUGUUUUUCUUUAACUAAAAAUAACCAAAAUGCUUA